Molecule: messenger RNA, 1284 nt
Organism: Bemisia tabaci
Lineage: Eukaryota; Metazoa; Arthropoda; Insecta; Hemiptera; Aleyrodidae
Source: RefSeq, a predicted model, not a curated record
CCCAGCUAGAACAACCGUGUUUCAACCCUGUGUAGUUCCAGUGCGCCCUCUCAAGUGAGACGUGCUUCCCGACCUUCAAUUUCAACCACAUCAACCGCGAACUUUCCGAGCAAUCCAGGAUGAGCGAGGACCAAGAGGCAGCCAGAGCGGCGGCGAAGCGGAUCAACUUGCAAGAGAAAGCAAACAACUUCAUGCGCCAGUAUCGAGACCCCAACAGUCGCGAGCUCAAAAAACUCUCCGCCAAUCAGUUCAUGGAAGUUUGGAGCCACUACGAUAAAGACGGAAAUGGAUACAUCGAAGGUACAGAACUCGACGGAUUUCUCAGGGAGUUUGUAUCCAGUGCCAUAUCUUCAGAGGUCAGCCCGGAGGCAGUUUCGGACGCCAUGCUAGUAGAACUGAUGAAGUGCUUUAUGGAAGCAUACGACGAUAAUGAGGAUGGAAAAAUUGACAUCAGAGAGCUGGCACAUUUGCUACCGAUGGAGGAAAAUUUCCUUUUGCUCUUCAGAUUUGACAACCCUCUCGAAUCAAGCGUAGAAUUCAUGAAGAUAUGGCGCGAGUAUGAUACAGAUGGCAGUGGAUACAUCGAAGCAGAUGAAUUAAAGAACUUUCUACGUGAUUUGCUGAAGGAAGCAAAGAAAAUGAACGACGUCUCUGAGGAUAAAUUAAUUGAAUACACAGACACAAUGCUUCAGGUUUUCGAUUCCAAUCACGAUGGGAAACUACAACUAUCAGAAAUGGCGAAGCUCCUUCCCGUGAAAGAAAAUUUCCUAUGUCGGCAAGUUUUCAAAUAUGGAGAUGAGGGCGCAACGCGACUGACGAAAGAAGAUAUUGAACGAGUCUUCGCAUUGUACGAUAGGGAUAAUAACGGAACCAUAGAAAAUGAAGAACUGAGAGGAUUUUUAAAAGACCUUCUGGAGCUAGUCAAAAAGGACUACGACGCUCAAGACUUGCACGAUUUCGAGGAGACGAUCAUGCGCGGGGUGGACUACAACGAAGACGGGAAGAUCAACAAAAAAGAGUUGACGAUGAUCCUCCUGGCGUUGGCCAAACACAACACUGACGAGGCAUAGACAGCACCGCGCUUCAACAAACCAACUUCCAUUUUUAAUAGGUUAAGUUUAAUGAGUUACUCGUUGCCAACGCAGCGGAUUGCAUCCAUUUUCAACGUCCAAUUCACCGCCGUCCCUCAGUACUUAUUUCAAAGGCUUAUUUUUCUAUCGUGAGGCCCGAAUUUAGCUUUGAUGUUCAAUUCAAACUACUUUCAAGGAUUCUAGCCAAAAUAGA